UCAGCGUUGUAUUCUUUAGUAGUAGUCUGAGAAAGCCAUCUCCAGAAAGUUGGUUGGUUUGUUGAUGGUUGUUGUGGGAAGGUGGUGGAGGGGCUGUUUGAAGUCUACAAGAUUGCGCGCGCUGACAGACGUGUACGUACGCGUGCGUAGAAACUGUGACGACACAACUUCUUUUUGAGAUAAAAUUUAUGUUUGCUCUACCUCGGUAUAAAUGGUUAGCUUUCAUUGUAUGAUCUAGAUCGUCUUCUCUUCUUCUUCAGUUUGUCUUCCGUGUGCUGAAUUCCAAACUACAAUGACUACUUUAACCGAAGGUGGAGGCUACAAAUUCAAAAGCCUUAUAAUUGAGGGUAAGACUAAGCAAGUGUACGAGCUAGUGGACCGCCCCGAUGAGUGUGCCGUUGUGAGCAAGGACCGCAUCACCGCUGGAGAUGGCGCCAGGGCUCACGACCUCAAGGGCAAGUCGCAAAUCUCAAACAGGACAACUUGCAAAAUUUUCCAACUUCUCAGUACCGCUGGUAUCAAAACUUCGUUUGUCCGCGAAGCGAGUGAAAACAUUUUCAUAGCGAGAAAAUGCGCGAUGGUUCCCAUCGAAUGGAUCACGAGGCGCAUCGCAACAGGCUCUUUCCUAAAACGCCACCCCGGCGUUCCAGAGCACUUCCGCUUCAAUCCACCUAAACAAGAAACAUGCUUCAAGGACGACGAGAACCAUGACCCGAUCUGGUCUCAAGAGCAAAUAAUUAGCGCCAAUUUCAAGUUGAACGGCCUUGUGAUUGGCAGAGAUGAGGUGGAAAUAAUGCGACGCACCGCACUUUUGGUAUUCGAGGUUCUGGAAAAAGCCUGGGCCUCACGAGACUGCACUCUUGUCGAUAUGAAAAUUGAGUUUGGAGUUGACGCUAAAGGUGAGAUGCUUGUGUCUGACGUAAUCGACAGUGAUUCAUGGAGACUGUGGCCGGCAGGUGACAAGAGUCAGAUGAAGGACAAGCAGGUGUACCGCAAUCUGACCACUGUCACUCAGGCUGACCUGGACACCGUGAAACGCAACUUCACCUGGGUGGCUGAUCAACUGGAGUUCCUCAUCCCUCCCACUACAGGCAGGGUGGCAGUCUUCAUGGGAUCUCCCUCCGACGAGGAACACUGUCGCAAGAUCAAAAAGGAGUGCAAAGCGCUCAGCAUCCCCUGUGAUCUGCGAGUAAGCUCUGCGCACAAGGGUACUGAGGAGACACUGAAUAUUCUGGCCGAGUAUGAGGGCAGCGGAGAGCCUGUGGUUUUGGUAGCUGUCGCCGGACGAAGCAACGGGUUGGGACCCGUACUCUCUGGUAACUCUGUGUUGCCCGUCAUCAAUUGUCCACCAGUCAACUCGAGCAACGUCACCCAGGACAUCUGGUCUUCCCUGAAUGUGCCAUCAGGUCUGGCCUGCACCACUGUCAUCUACCCGGCUGCUGCCGCCCAGGCAGCUGCUCAGAUCCUCGCUUUGAGCAACCACAUGGUUUGGGCCCGUCUGCGCGCGCAGGCUCUCAAUAACUAUAUCUCACUCAAGAAGGCCGACAAAGCUAUGCGUGAUACUAAGGAAUGAAAGCCCCUCAUUCCACCAUAAGAAAGAGUGGAUUACCACAAGUAAGGGUGGAAUGCCACUCAUUCCACCAUUACAAGCCACCAUAAUUGCCUUACAAGUAGGCACAUAUUCGGGACAACAUGGUUUUAAUGCAGAAUGGUACAAAAACAAUGAAAUUGAAUGCCUCCAAGACUGAGAAUUUAUAUAAGAUUUUAUAUGCAUAAUCAAUCUGUGAGAGACCAAACUAGAAAACCUUGUCAGCUCAAUUCUCACCUAUAUCUAUAUUUACUAUUAGUGGUAAGCUAAGAGCCAUAAUGUACACCAUAUACGUUUAAUGCUUAUCUAGGUUUACAUGAAGACCAAAAAUUUACUUAUAUAUAAAUACUUCAAUCGACGUAUUUAUUAUAAUGCGUUUUUCAUUCAUGUUUCAAACCAACUGCUCAUUAAUCUCCGUUUAAACCGAGAUGGUGCAUGUGGUUCUAAUACAGAUAAAAUGUGUGGAAUUUAUAUAGAAAUUGGCGUUCUUCAAACAGCCUUUACAGCUAAUCACUACUCAUUCUAUAUAUUUUGUCGUAUUAUAAUGUUAUUACUGUAUUCUGUUUACAUUGUCAAUUCAACGCAUUGCUUGUUAUUAUUCUGGCCAUUCAUUAGAGUGCAAAGCUUGAUACUUUGUCCGUUUCAAAUAAUAGUUUUCUUAUAGUAUGUAUUAUAAUUCCAUUAUACUUGAGUGUCAAUUUGAUGCAAUAUUAAAACUGUUUAUUAUUCUAUGUAUUCUUCGUCGAUUUGAAUCUUUUAAAUGCAUUAUAUUAUUUUUCGUGCAUUUGUUAUUCAUAAAAGAGCUAACGUUUUGUAUUUUUUGAAUCAACUUGUUUGUGAUUUUAUGAAAUGCCUUCCUCAUAUUUGUAAUAAUAAACAUAUUUCCAACUAUCU
This is a messenger RNA of Nilaparvata lugens (brown planthopper), 2482 nucleotides long. It is a transcript of the gene Paics, whose product is annotated as multifunctional protein ADE2. The transcript is spliced from 5 exons. Lineage: Eukaryota; Metazoa; Arthropoda; Insecta; Hemiptera; Delphacidae. Gene Ontology annotation, molecular function: phosphoribosylaminoimidazolesuccinocarboxamide synthase activity. The coding region runs from base 293 to 1573 and encodes 426 amino acids. Gene Ontology annotation, biological process: 'de novo' IMP biosynthetic process. The record is from RefSeq and is a predicted model, not a curated record.